AGUUGGGAACAGCACUAACACAUGACUGUAUAAUAUUCAUUGCUAUUCAAGAUGGAGAGAAAACAACGUAUGUCUUCCGUAAGGUGGUUGUAAACAAGAAAGUUAGCUGAAACAAAUAUCCUUUCGCAAGACAGCAAUUAUUCAGCAAGAAAUGGCGAAAUCUGUAUUAAGCUCGGAUACACUGCCAAAGGCCGGCCGAGUAAACGAAGUAUGUCGUGAAUGGUUAGUACAUGAAGAUGGAGCUCUAGCGUAUCGCCUUCAAGACGAAGAAAUUAGGGAGCAUUACACUAGUAACAAAGUUCGCAAUGCACAAGUUAGAGAGGACUUACCAAGAGCAAAAGUUGAACAAGAGCUUGAAACACUCAGAUACCAAUCCUAUAUUCAGCAACAAGAGGAAAGGGACGCUCUUGUUGCAAGACAGAUUGCAUUAUCCUUGGAAAGAGAAGAAAGACAAAGAGAACGGGAAUUGCAAGAACAAAUGAGGUUGCAAUUAAGGUUGGAUGAUGAAGCUGCACAGCUUGAAAUUGAACGACACAUUCAAGAAGAAAAAGAUGAAGAACUAGCAAGAAAGCUGCAACAAGAAGAAGAAAAUAUUAUAGAUAACCAUGAUAGUCCCAUUAAUAACCAAUUACUAUUAGAUCAGAAAAUUGCUAUGGAAGCACAAGAUGCUGAACUAGCACGAAUGCUUCAAGAAAAGGAACGUGCAAAAAUAAGAAAAGCAAGGCAAAGGGCAAGACAAAGGAAGCUGGAACGACAGCAACUUCAAGAAUUAGAAGAACAAAGUCUUAUAGAAAAACCUCAACGGCCUGAUAGGUUGGAAUUAAUAAGUAUGCAAAAUAAGACUAGAGUACAGCAAACGUUAAAUUAUCCACAAUAUCCUGAUCCUGAAGAAAUACAGACAUUAGAUGAUUCUAUAGAAAAUUUGAGGGAAGUGCAAAAUGUGGCAACAAUUAUUGAUCCUACAUAUAAUGGAAAUGUGCAUAAAAAUACUUCAAAUAGCUCAAGCAGUUCAGUAAGCCCUACAUAUGUAUUACCUACCCCACCACAAGAACUUUUGAAUGACGAUGUCCCAUGUUAUAUGCCUAUACAAGGACAACGAAGAAAUCAAAUGCAAUCACCAUCUCAAUCUCAUGAAGAAAAGCAUAAACGCAGAGUGAAAGAUGGUUGUAAGCAACAAUAA
Molecule: messenger RNA, 1180 nt
Organism: Eufriesea mexicana
Lineage: Eukaryota; Metazoa; Arthropoda; Insecta; Hymenoptera; Apidae
Product: coiled-coil domain-containing protein 50
Exons: 5
Coding region: 152-1180 (342 amino acids)
Source: RefSeq, a predicted model, not a curated record